Molecule: messenger RNA, 3588 nt
Organism: Tachysurus vachellii
Lineage: Eukaryota; Metazoa; Chordata; Actinopteri; Siluriformes; Bagridae
Gene: pdp1
Product: pyruvate dehydrogenase phosphatase catalytic subunit 1
Exons: 2
Coding region: 122-1687 (521 amino acids)
Biological process (GO): protein dephosphorylation
Molecular function (GO): protein serine/threonine phosphatase activity; cation binding
Source: RefSeq, a predicted model, not a curated record
UCUGGCGGGUUUCAGGUGGGUUUGUAUUUGUAUUUCGUUUUGUUUCUGUGCUACAGGAUGCCAAAAACUGCGAGAUAUAGACUGUAGGUCUAUUAAAAGAAAUUUGCAAGGCUGCAUUCUGAUGGCGGCAACCUCCCAGCUGUUUCGGGUAAUCCGUGGCAGGGGGUUUGGUCGUACUUGGGUGCAAUCUGCUUUGUGCCAAACCUGUUUUCAAGUCCAUCAUCCAUUCAACAGUGGCUACCAACCAAAUGCAACUUCAGAUCCAAGUCAACCCCUGUCACGGAGCUACAGGACUUCUGCUGCACGGCUCACAUACUACCUCACACCACCUCAGGUAAACAGUAUCUUGAAGGCCAAUGAGUACAGCUUCAAAGUGCCUGAGUUUGAUGGUAAAAACCUCAGCUCAGUCAUGGGGUUUGAUUGUAAUCAACUUCCAGCCAAUUCCCCUAUUGAGGACCGGCGUAGUGCAGCAACAUGCUUGCAGACACGUGGCAUGUUGUAUGGAGUCUUUGAUGGGCAUGCAGGCUGUGCCUGUGCCCAGGCGUUGAGUGAGAGGCUCUUUUACUAUAUAGCCGUGGCUUUGCUGCCGCCCGAGACACUUGCUGAGCUGGAGAACGCUGUGGAGACCGGCCGGCCCCUUCAGCCUAUCCUGCAGUGGCACAAACACCCAAAUGACUAUUUCAGCCGUGAAGCAUCGCGCCUCUAUUUCAACAGCUUGCGUACAUACUGGCAGGAGCUGCUGGACCUAAGUACACCUGGAGAACAGCCUAAGGUUUCUGAGGUGCUGCGAAGCGCUUUCAAGCGUCUGGACAAUGACUUCUCUUUGGAGGCACAGGUAGGGGAUGCUAAUGCCUUCCUGCACAAUUGGGUGUUACGUGUGGCUUUCUCAGGUGCUACGGCAUGUGUGGCACACAUAGACGGUGCUGAUUUACAUGUGGCAAAUGCUGGUGAUGGCCGUGCUGUUCUGGGUGUGCAGGAGCCCGAUGGCUCGUUCUCGGCACUCACCCUCACCAACGAUCACAAUGCACAGAACGAGGCCGAGGUUCGUCGUGUACGUUCUGAGCACCCACAAGCUGAAGCCAAGACAGUGGUGAGGCAGGACAGGCUGCUAGGUCUCCUCAUGCCUUUUCGUGCAUUUGGUGACGUCAAGUUCAAGUGGAGCGUGGAACUGCAGCGGUGUGUGCUUGAGUCAGGCCCAGACCAGCUUCAUGAGAAUGAGCAUGCCAAGUUUGUGCCACCAAACUACCACACACCACCAUACCUGACAGCUGAGCCUGAGGUGACCCAUCACCGGCUUCGGCCACAAGACCGAUUCCUAGUACUUGGUUCGGACGGGUUGUGGGAGACACUGCAUCGGCAGGAGGUGGUUCGUAUCGUUGGGGAGCAUCUAACUGGAGUUCACCAGCAACAACCCAUCAGUGUGGGCGGCUACAGAGUCACACUGGGCCAAAUGCAGGGGCUUCUACAGGAGAGGAAGGCACGUGUCUCCUCUACGUUUCAAGACCAGAACGCAGCUACGCACCUGAUCCGCAACGCUGUAGGCAGUAAUGAGUUUGGCAUGGUGGAUCACGAAAGGCUAUCCAAGAUGCUCAGCUUGCCAGAGGAGUUAGCGCGCAUGUACAGGGAUGAUAUCACCAUCAUUAUAGUGCAGUUUAACCCACACGUCAUUGGAGCUCAGCAGAACUGAAUGUACUGUUUAGUCCUUUGUUUCCGUUAUACAGCUUCUGUAAAUAGUCAUGAGAAGAUGAUGAGCAGUAUGGUAGUGGUGGGGUGUGCAUGUGUGCACGUGUGUGCAGGGCUAACAUAUAUUGCUGUAUUAUAUUAUGCAUCAUAAUCACAAUUCAGUCUGUACUUUUGAGGUCAGCAGUGUGUGUGUGUGUGUGUGUGUGUGUGUGUGUGUGUGUGUGUGUGUGUGUGUGUGUGUGUGUGUGUGUGUGUGUGUGUGUGUGUGUGUGUGUGUGUGUGUGUGUGUGUGUGUGUGUGUGUGUGUGUGUGUGUGUGUGUGUGUGUGUGUGUGUGUGUGUGUGUGUGUGCGUGCGUGCGUGCGUGUGGUAGUUGGUGGUUGGGGCGGGGGGUGUCAUGAAAUAGAAGCCUGGUUUUUACUUACCCAUGUCUGAGGAUGUUUUGUUAGUGUUCAUGAAUAAGCUACAAUGCUUUUUUAAAUGAAGUUGAGUUGGGUUUUUUUUAAUCAUUUCUGCUGCAUCCUAAUAACGUGUGUCGAAGCCAAAAACUAAGGAGAUUUAAGUAUUGCCUACUCCUGGAAAUGCAGCUUUGAAAUAAUUGGUCAAGUUACAGGUUAUGAUGCUUAUUAUAUUAUUCUCAAUACAUUGCUGUAUUAUAUUUGAAAGAAACUCAAAUUCUCAGACAACUACAACUUUUUCUUUGCAUGGUUUGCCUGGACUAACUAAGCACAAGUUUAUUUAUUCAUUGGUCACAAAUUAAUUUUUAGAUUUUUUGCACAUCUGUUGUCUAAAUACAUCUGCAAGACAUCAGUGUUUUUUUUCUGUAGACCACACAAAGCUUUGUAUAGACAUAAGACACAACACACAUAAAGGCUAAUUAGGCAGUCUAAUCAGAUUAUCACUAGUAAAAUCAUCAUAAAGUUAAUCCUAAAGAAGCCUUUGAGAUGGCUGGAUAUGGUGCAGUUGUUUAUUGUUACUGUCUCUGCAUCUGUUUUUGCAACUAAGGCAAAUACAGUAUUGUAUUGAUGCCCAUGUACGGUAAAUUAGUAGCAGGAGCAAAGCCUGCACGUCUGCUCUCUGUUGUAGGUGCUGUGUAAAGAUAAUUCUUUAUUUUAUGACUUGUUUCAUUGAGGGAUUUUGAGUAGAGUAAGUUACUGAUAUAAGUGAGGAAGCAAAAGUUGUUUUUCUAUACAAUUGCACAACUGUCUUUUGUGUUUAUGCCAUGAUGAAGAUUUAUGUAAUGAAAUCCAUCAGUUUAUAGACUGGACCUGAUCAGUUCAGCCUCUAUACUGUCUUCAAGUGAGAACCGUGUCACGCGAAUGUUCGAGUGCUUGACAGGCCGAAUGUAUUUUCUCUUCCACGUACGGUGUGAGUAGUGAUGGAGGUCAGCAAAUGCCCUUUAGUGCAGUAAGUGUUACAGUUCUGCUUGUUUGUGGGUCAAAACGAAUGUAGCUUUGAUUUGCAGGUGAUAUUAUCAGCCUCACUGUUCUGCAGUAAACACAAUUACACAUUUUAACAGCUUUUAAUAUACACCUGCAUGUAUAAUAAAUUAUAUUUAACUGCAAAGAAUUAAUCAUUUUGUUCAAUAAGGUUUUCUAACACACGGCCAACUUGAUGAAAUGUAUUAACAUAAUGUUGGGUUAUUAAAAUGAUCAGCACUAUUCACCUCUCUCUAAUGUUUGGUAUAUUAAGUAAAACAUAUCUACAGAUUUAACUUGAUAUAGAUAACUUUAACUACUUGCUUGUCUAUUACCUGAUCAUUUAUUUGGCUUAAUGCAUUUAAAGCAUUAAAUAUCCAUAUCUUGUAACAGGUAUUUUUAUAUGUAUAACGUGUACAUACUUGUGUAUGAAUAUGGGAUCUCUGGUAUUUUGUAUUUAAAUAUUUUAUUAAAACAUUACACCAGUU